Cotesia congregata is the source of this 336-nucleotide messenger RNA. The record is from the annotation of a GenBank genome assembly. NCBI's taxonomy places the organism in Eukaryota, Metazoa, Arthropoda, Insecta, Hymenoptera, Braconidae.
AUGGCUCAACCAGUUAAAUGUAUUCUAUAUCUUUACAUUUUUAUGCCAUCCACUCUAGCAGCAGAAUAUCUGGUACGAACAGGACCUACAGUAACACUAGAAGUUGCUAAACAAGGUGCUAUUUAUCAUGGUUUAGCUACUCUCUUGUCACAACCAUCACCGUCAAUGAGCAGAGGCACGUUCUCCACGGAUACGACGAGCCAAUUGGAUGUCUUUGGGCAUGAUGGUGACACGUUUAGCGUGGAUAGCGCAAAGGUUAGUAUCUUCAAAAAGACCAACGAGGUAAGCUUCGCUAGCUUCCUGGAGGGCCAACACUGCAGAGCUCUGGAAUCGUAG